AUGCAACAGAAAAUCAACAUGAACAUCGUACAAGUUGGACCUGAACCCUCCCAGAUCACAUGCCCAUCGUGCCGAGCCACGAUCGUCACAAGGGUCGAGAGGAAGUCCACGACGAAGACUCACGUCAUCGCCCUUCUUCUGUGUUUGUUCCUUUGCUGGCCUUGUGUGUGCGUCCCCUACUGUGUGGACUCCUGCCAGAAUGCCGACCACUAUUGUCCCAACUGCAAUUCCUACCUCGUUUAUUUCCACAAAAUAGCACGGAUCGACUUGGAAGACUAUCAAGCGCCGAUUUCGACGCAGACACCAUGGCUUGUCCGCGCAAAAUCUCGUGUGCGACUAGCAAAUCUUCAUGCAGCAAGUGUAGCAUACAUGAUGCAUGGGCAAGAGCAACCACUGCAGGAACCGCCGCAGCAACCACCACAAGGUCCGCAACACUAUUGA
Spodoptera littoralis (African cotton leafworm) is the source of this 441-nucleotide messenger RNA. NCBI's taxonomy places the organism in Eukaryota, Metazoa, Arthropoda, Insecta, Lepidoptera, Noctuidae. The record is from the annotation of a GenBank genome assembly.